AUGCCCAGGUACACCGUACAUGUGCGUGGGGAAUGGCUGGCUGUUCCCUGCCCGGAUGCUCAGCUCACCGUGGGCUGGCUGGGCCGGGAGGCCGUGCGGCGCUACAUCAAGAACAAGCCUGACAAUGGUGGCUUUGACUCAGUGGACGCCGUGAACUUCCUUGUGCGCCGGUGCAAGGGUCUGGGCCUGCUAGAUAAUGACGACACGCUGGAGUUGGCCCUGGAGGACAACGAGUUCGUGGAAGUGGUCAUAGAAGGGGAUGCAAUGUCUCCAGACUUCAUUCCAUCUCAACCAGAAGGCGUUUACCUAUACAGCAAAUACCGGGAACCUGAAAAGUACAUCGCCAUAGAUGGGGACAGCCUGACCACAGAGGAUCUGGUCAACUUGGGAAAGGGUCGCUACAAAAUAAAGCUCACCUCAAUUGCUGAAAAGAAGGUGCAAGCAUCCAGGGAAGUCAUAGACCGCAUCGUGAAAGAAAAAACUGUUGUUUAUGGCAUUACCACAGGUUUUGGAAAAUUUGCCAGAACUGUGAUUCCUGUCAAUAAGCUAGAGGAGCUCCAGGUCAACUUAGUACGUUCACAUUCUUCAGGUGUUGGGAAACCACUGAUCCCUGAGAGAUGUCGGAUGCUCUUGGCUUUGAGGAUAAAUGUCUUAGCCAAAGGAUACAGUGGCAUUUCUUUGGAAACCCUCAAACAAGUUAUUGAAGUAUUUAAUGGUAAUGCAAUGGAUCCCUGGGUGGACCCUCCGCUGAGGGGUCUGGCUCUCAUCAACGGGACGCAGAUGAUAACCUCCCUGGGCUGUGAAGCUGUAGAGAGAGCUAAUGCUAUUGCGCGGCAGGCUGACAUCGUGGCGGCCCUGACCCUGGAGGUGCUCAAGGGCACCACCAAAGCCUUCGAUACUGACAUUCACGCUGUUCGCCCUCAUCGUGGGCAAAUUGAGGUUGCUUUUCGUUUUCGGUCACUCUUGGAUUCUGAUCAUCACCCAUCAGAAAUAGCAGAAAGUCACAGGUUUUGUGAUCGUGUACAAGAUGCAUAUACCCUGCGCUGCUGUCCACAGAUCCAUGGUGUGGUGAAUGACACAAUCGGUUUUGUGAAGAACAUCAUUACUACAGAACUUAACAGUGCAACAGAUAAUCCUAUGGUCUUUGCCAGUAGGGGAGAGACUAUUUCUGGAGGAAACUUCCAUGGUGAAUACCCAGCCAAAGCCCUGGACUAUUUGGCCAUUGGUAUCCAUGAACUUGCUGCAAUUAGUGAAAGAAGAAUCGAAAGGCUCUGUAACCCAUCCCUCAGCGAGCUGCCUCCCUUCCUGGUGGCUGAAGGUGGUCUGAACUCUGGGUUCAUGAUAGCCCACUGCACAGCCGCAGCCCUCGUUUCUGAGAACAAGGCCCUGUGCCACCCCUCGUCUGUAGACUCUCUGUCCACCAGUGCUGCCACAGAGGACCAUGUCUCCAUGGGAGGAUGGGCAGCAAGGAAGGCCCUCAGGGUCAUCGAGCACGUGGAACAAGUGCUGGCCAUUGAGCUCCUUGCAGCCUGUCAGGGCAUCGAGUUUCUACGCCCCCUGAAAACCACCACUCCACUGGAGAAGGUCUAUGACCUUGUGCGCUCUGUUGUAAGGCCCUGGAUAAAAGACCGCUUCAUGGCCCCAGACAUUGAGGCAGCACACCGGCUGCUGGUAGAACAAAAGGUUUGGGAAGUAGCUGCACCGUACAUUGAAAAAUACAGAGUGGAGCAUAUUCCAGAAUCAAGACCCAUUUCUCCUACAGCCUUUUCACUGGAAUCUCUACACAAGAAAUCCACCAAACUUUCUGAGUCUGGUGACCUUUAA
This is a messenger RNA of Orycteropus afer afer, 1824 nucleotides long. It is a transcript of the gene HAL, whose product is annotated as histidine ammonia-lyase. The coding region runs from base 1 to 1824 and encodes 607 amino acids. Gene Ontology annotation, biological process: L-histidine catabolic process. The record is from RefSeq and is a predicted model, not a curated record. The transcript is spliced from 18 exons. Lineage: Eukaryota; Metazoa; Chordata; Mammalia; Tubulidentata; Orycteropodidae. Gene Ontology annotation, molecular function: histidine ammonia-lyase activity.